AACAAAGUGAAGGCCCGAUGAGAGAAAGGGAAAGUUAAGGAUGCUGGAGCAGACCAAUGGAUUUCUCUUUCUCUUUCAUGCAAGGGAUCAUGGGAAAUACAAUUCAGCAACCACCUCAACUCAUUGACUCUGCCAACAUCCGUCAGGAGGAUGCCUUUGAUAACAACAGUGACAUUGUUGAAGAUGGUGGGCAGACACCAUACGAAGCUACCUUGCAGCAAGGCUUUCAGUACCCACCUACAACAGAAGAUCUUCCUCCACUCACGAAUGGCUACCUAUCAUCAAUCAGCAUGUACGAAACUCAAACCAAAUACCAGUCCUAUAACCUGUAUCCCAGUGGGUCGGCCAAUGGCUUUGGUGCAGUUAGAAACUUUAGCCCCACUGACUAUUACCAUUCAGAAAUUCCAAACACAAGACAACAUGAAAUUCUGGAAAAACCUUCUCCUCCACAGCCACCACCUCCUCCUGUGAUUCCAAAGAAGACUGGCUCACCUGAAAUUAAACUAAAAAUAACCAAAACUAUCCAGAAUGGCAGGGAAUUGUUUGAGUCUUCCCUUUGUGGAGACCUUUUAAAUGAAAUACAGGCAAGUGAGCACACAAAGUCAAAGCAUGAAAGCAGAAAAGAAAAGAGGAAAAAAAGCAACAAGCAUGAUUCAUCUGGAUCUGAAGAGCGCAAGUCACACAAAAUCCCCAAGUUAGAACCAGAGGAACAAAAUAGUUACAGAGAUCCCUAA
This is a messenger RNA of Mesoplodon densirostris (Blainville's beaked whale), 734 nucleotides long. Its product is annotated as histone-lysine N-methyltransferase NSD3-like. The record is from RefSeq and is a predicted model, not a curated record. Bases 57 to 734 code for a protein of 225 amino acids. NCBI's taxonomy places the organism in Eukaryota, Metazoa, Chordata, Mammalia, Artiodactyla, Ziphiidae. The transcript has a single exon.